Molecule: messenger RNA, 655 nt
Organism: Leptopilina heterotoma
Lineage: Eukaryota; Metazoa; Arthropoda; Insecta; Hymenoptera; Figitidae
Product: gustatory and pheromone receptor 32a-like
Exons: 5
Coding region: 31-636 (201 amino acids)
Biological process (GO): sensory perception of taste
Cellular component (GO): axon; dendrite; membrane
Source: RefSeq, a predicted model, not a curated record
GCAAUUGUUUAUAUCACAUUAUAUCUUGCUAUGACAUUUGGUGUUUUAAAAUUUUUGCUCAUUGCAAAUAUUAUUUGCAGGAGAUUUCAAGAUCUUAAUUCCCAUUUAACAGAUGAAUUAACUGUUAGUAAAAGACUGGAUGUUAUCAAUAUAAACGAAGCCUGUAAUUUACUUGACUUAUGGUCCCUCCAUGAACAAUUAUCCCUAGCAAUAAAGGAUUUAAAUUCUCUCUAUUCACUACAAUUGUUCCUGUGGAUUUCAACAAUUGGAUUUAAUAUAAUUUCAAGAAUUUAUGUCUUCUGUACGACUAUACUUAAUAAAAAUUUCUUUUGGGAUUUGCGAGAAACAUUAUUGUUAAUAUAUUUCAUCACGUUAUUGGCAUUUUUGACAAUCACUUGUCAUAUAACUGCUAAACAAGCAAAUAAGAUGUCAUCAAUUAUCUUUUCUCCCAAAUAUUUUCAACGAAGUCAACAAAGCUCUAAGGUGAAAUUGUUCAUGGGGCACUAUUUACUCAAAUACUGCUUUAAUUUUACAGCAGCUUUUGGAUUUUUCAUUGUUGAUAUUCAACUACUUCUUUCUAUUGCUGGAUCAAUAACAACGUAUCUUGUGAUAAUAAUUGGACCUAAUAGUUUGUAAAAUUAACUUGACUUGGCAU